ACGUUUAGUGACCACGUGAACUUGGUCGCGUUAUAAAAGUGCUAGUCUCCCACCAUUUCGUCCUCUUUUCCACCAAAAGUUUGUAGGUUGUGUCAGUGUUCGACCAAGGUUCAGAAAAUGCCGGAAACGUCGUCGCUUACCAACGGUUACACCAACGGCCAUAACAACAUGUACGAAAUGGAGGAUGGGUCCAAUUUCCUCUUCACGUCCGAAUCGGUGGGGGAGGGACACCCAGACAAAAUGUGCGACCAAAUCAGCGAUGCCAUCCUCGACGCCCACCUCCAGCAAGACCCCGACGCCAAAGUGGCUUGCGAAACUGUGACAAAAACCGGAAUGAUCCUCCUUUGCGGCGAAAUCACAUCAAAGGCUGUUGUCGACUACCAGAAAGUUGUCAGAGAGACGGUUGCACAUAUCGGUUAUGACGAUUCCAGUAAAGGAUUGGACUGGCGCACACUCAAUCUUCUGGUGGCUAUUGAACAGCAGUCCCCAAACAUAGCACAAGGUGUAUACGAAAACCGCCAAGAGCGAGAUAUCGGUGCCGGUGAUCAGGGCUUGAUGUUCGGCUACGCCACCGACGAAACCGAAGAAUGUAUGCCUCUCACAGUGGUCCUCGCCCACCGAUUGAACCACCAAAUCGCCGAAUUGCGACGAAACGGCCAAUUCUGGUGGGCAAGACCCGACUCCAAAACACAAGUCACCUGCGAGUACACCUUCGAUCAUGGCGCCUGCAUACCACAAAGGGUGCACACGGUCGUGGUCUCGGUCCAACAUAGCGAAAAAAUCACACUCGAGGAACUGCGAGAGGAGAUUUUGAAUAAAGUCAUCAAGACUGUCAUCCCCGCGCAAUAUCUCGACGACCAAACUGUCGUGCACAUCAACCCCUGCGGCCUCUUCAUCAUCGGCGGCCCCCAGAGCGAUGCCGGUUUAACCGGUCGCAAGAUCAUCGUGGACACUUAUGGUGGUUGGGGGGCACAUGGAGGUGGCGCUUUUUCGGGUAAAGACUUUACGAAAGUAGACAGAUCGGCGGCGUAUGCGGCCCGUUGGGUGGCAAAGUCCCUCGUUAAGGCCGGACUUUGCCGAAGAUGUUUGGUCCAGGUGGCGUAUGCAAUCGGUGUGGCUGAACCUUUGUCAAUCACUGUCUUUGAUUAUGGAACCUCGAAGUUGUCACAGAAGGAAUUGCUUGCCGUCGUUAAACGAAACUUUGAUCUCCGGCCGGGGAAAAUCGUCAAGGAGUUGAACCUUCGCCAGCCUAUUUACCAGCAAACCAGCACAUAUGGACACUUUGGGCGUGAUGGUUUCAGUUGGGAGAAGCCAAAGGUUCUUCGUCUUGAUUGACCUUCUCCUCUCACUUAACUCUCCUUCCUCGACCCUUUCUUCCCGUUUUUCUCUGUCGUAGCUCUCCUUCAUUAAAUGCCUCCUGGUACGGGUGCUAUUGGACGUGGUACCGGCCUGUACAGAUCACAGUAGGUACCAUUCUGGUACUACUGCAACUUUGUGUAGAGUGAAAGGUUCUGUUCCUGCUAGACUUGUUUUCACUCGACACCUUGUGUUGUGUUUACGAAAAAGAAUCUAUUUGGAAAAGAGCAUUUGCGAAAACACUCCGAUCUGUGCAAGUCCGGCCCUGGGUGUGAUUCAAAUGUUUACAAUACAUGACUUUGGCAUUUAGAAAGCUGCCACCAAAAAAUUUCUCUUUUAUAGUGUUCUUAUUGUUAUGACUUAUACUGACUCUAGCUGUAGAUCUGUAGAAAUAGGUUGUAUAGAUUUUAAUGUGACUAUUUAAAUUAUUUAUAUGACGUGUAACUAUAAAGUCGUUCGAUGGGGUGUACUUUAUUUUUACAAGUUCCAUCAUUUUAAGUGCUAUUCAGGAGCUUUUAUGUCAUUAUUUGAAACAAUAAAGUGAUUAGGAAAA
Molecule: messenger RNA, 1909 nt
Organism: Tribolium madens (black flour beetle)
Lineage: Eukaryota; Metazoa; Arthropoda; Insecta; Coleoptera; Tenebrionidae
Product: S-adenosylmethionine synthase
Exons: 7
Coding region: 118-1335 (405 amino acids)
Biological process (GO): S-adenosylmethionine biosynthetic process
Cellular component (GO): cytosol
Molecular function (GO): methionine adenosyltransferase activity; ATP binding
Source: RefSeq, a predicted model, not a curated record